UUUAAGAUUGCCACCAAGCUCCAGGCUGAGAAAGAGAGGAGUCGGUCCCUCAAGGCCGAAAGUGCCAGGCAGAAGGUGAUAGAUGAAGUAGAAUCUGCCACUUCCUCUGUCCCAGGAGGAAAAAGGAGUUUCCUCUCUCACUCACAGAAACAGGAAGCUCAGAGCUACCACGAGGGGGGGCGACACAAAUCAACAGCACAGGCGGGUCGGCAACCGGGGAGGAACCAUUCUUUCGGUCGAAGAACAGGGGACCAAUAAUUAAGACGGAACAACAUGGCGGCAAAAACAGUGAAACGAAUGUGUGUAAUAAACCUGUAAUUUAUCACUUUUUUCUCGUGGGUAUGGUCACACUACAUCGAGGGGAAACAUUACCAUACAUUUUCGGUGUCAGUAACGUUCAUGUUACAGUAAAUUUAAAUCAGUAUAAUCUGACAAACGGACAUAAACACUAGCCAGUUUAACGCUAGCUAGUUGAUUUGGCUUUCGCUUCAGAGCCACUGGAAACACGUUAGUAAGCUGGUUCAUCAUGUGGGGGGAAAUUGAUCCUCCGGUUAAAACACAACCGAGUUUGCGUGAGACUGAAGACAGGAGUGAUUCACCAGAAGAACCAGAGACACUGCCCCAGAUAUGGGACUUCAAACGCCCCACGGAGGUCCAGCAGCCACUACAAGACACACCGUACGUGAGCCAGGCUGAGUCCAUCUGUGUGAACGCCAUGGUGGACGCCAUAGCCAUGAGCGGAAGCCCCGUGAAGAGCCAGCAGAAAGGAGAUGCUGAGCUGACCCUAACGGAGCGCAGAGAGGAGCUGCUGCAUCAGUACAGGAGCAGACCGCUGGUGUUCCUGGAGAGGUACCAUGUAUGCCUCAAGCCCCAGAACCUGUCAGCUUUUGCCCACGUCAGCUCAGAUCCACGGGUCCUUCACUACAGCGAUGUGAUACAGAGGAGAGCUGCAGCUUUCACCAACAGGACGAGGGUUCGAAACCAGCGCUACGCCGCCCUCAGGGCCCUGCAAAGGGAAGGUGAGUAUUUCAGUGAGGAACAGAUGAGGAUCAGGGAGCCGCUGUUGUAUGAACAAUAUAUUGGCCAGUACCUGACUGAUGAGGAGGUGCUGGAGCGCUCCCAGGAGGCUAUGCAGGACGAUGCACAUGGGGGACCAGGGGCACCGGCGGGAGGCUCAGGAGGGCUCGCCCACCUCCUCCUCAACUCCUACCAGGAGCGUCUCAUCCAGAGUCGCCUGCAGGAGGAGCAGGAGAGAGAGGAUGGAGCACGGGAGGAGGAGGAUGAGGAUGAGGACGACGGUUAUUCUGUCCAGCAGAAGCAAUGGGAGCCCAGCUCAGAGGAAAAGGCUCUGCUCAGGGAGGAGUUCAUCAGUCAGAUGCACCAGCGCUUCCUAGAUGGCAAAGACAAGGAUUUCAACUACAGUGAAGUGGACGAGAACCCAGACUACGACAACUUGGACAUAGUCAGCAGAGAUGCGGAGGAAAAAUACUUUGAUGAAGAUGACGAAGAUGACGAAGAGGAAGAGGAGAUGGAAAAUGAUGAAGGAGAAAAUAUGACAGAAUAGUGGCUGUAGUUGAAGUAACAACUCAGUGCUUUGAUUGAUCUGUAAAUACAAAUGUACAAAAUAAGGAAAUGUAUUCUAUUUUUUCAUUUUUUGCACAUUGAACGAAUGCAAACAUAGCUGGUAAUAAAUAUUGUUUUGGAGUCUUUUGCAAAUGUAAAUAUGGAGCCCUUUUAACUCAAGGGCUCUAAAUUUGUGUCUUUUAGUGACCACAUCUAUUCACCUUGUUUACGUCAUGCACAAAUAAAAUGAAAAGCAAAGCAACAUUAAAACAAAGAACAAGAACAUAAUAACCACACAAGAGGAGAUAAAGUUUUGGCUGAUGUACAUUAUCAUAAAAAAAUGCAGUUGCAUCUCUUUUAUCUUUAGUUUUUAGGUCAAUGUGUGAGAUUUGCAUUUCCAAAAGCUGAGACUAGCACAAACACACAAAUGUAGUCAGGUCUCUGAUAAGUCAAGUUCCACAACACACACAUGACUUCAUAAAUAUUUCUAUUUCGCAAACUAUACUUCUGAUGUGUACUCCUUUGGUCAUGUUGGUACAUAUAAAUGUACCCGCUGCGGGACUAAUAAAGGAUUAUCUUAUAUUUACAUUUAUUCUAUGGCUGGUACACAAUACAAUCAUUUCUGUCACAAUGAUUGAGGUCAAGUUUUGAGAAUUUAAGAGUUCAAGUUUA
Molecule: messenger RNA, 2235 nt
Organism: Anoplopoma fimbria (sablefish)
Lineage: Eukaryota; Metazoa; Chordata; Actinopteri; Perciformes; Anoplopomatidae
Gene: ccdc97
Product: coiled-coil domain containing 97
Exons: 8
Coding region: 527-1564 (345 amino acids)
Source: RefSeq, a predicted model, not a curated record